AUGGACGACGAAGAUGUCCUGGACUUGGGCUGUCAGGUUCUACCGUGGAUCAGCAACCAAGUCAUUGUCAUAGGGCAGCAGACUCGUAAUAAGGUUUAUGGUACCCUAGGAUGCGAGCUGUUCGUUCUAUCCCAGCAGGUAGCAUCGAUUAGAGAGACAGCAAUCGGGCGACAAAAGCUAUUGGACAUAUUUGAGCUUGUCGACAAAGCAUGUUCAAGGUCGCGGAACGAGGCGCAUCGAUUUCGAGCUCUGAAGGGAAUUCGUACUUACAAGGAUUCCAUAAGCAAAAUCAGACAGACUGUCAUCAAAGAGACACAGGAAGGCCUGGUACAUUUUGUCCUGCAAAACCCAGAAUACCACACCCUUCUACGCCUAGUUCCGGAUUGCUUGACAGUGGAUAAAACAGAGCCGUUGUAUACGGAGGAGGGAUACCAGGAUGACGGCGAUAUUGGAUAUCCAGGACAUUUGAAUGAUACGCUUUACACGCAAUUACAAAUUUAUACUACGUGUCGCUGCCGCACGGGUCACCUGGACUGGACACGGCUGCGACUAAGCACCGACAGCCAAAACUGGGAUGAAGAUGUUUCAUUUGAACUCGUAUUUAAAAGCAACACUUUUCCUCCGACACAUUCGCAAUCAUUUGUACCGUGGAAGGAGUCGAAUGUGAUGGUUCCAAGGCGGACUGGUAUUCAGAAGCGGAAGAAAGUAGGGUUCACCAGCCCACCCCUUGAGCCUUUAUCGCCGAAACAAAAUCGCUCUCGCGUGGCACAAAGCAUGCGGCGACUCGCGCUGGGAGAAUUUUGCAAAUUGAUCGAUGAUCAGCGUGGGAACCCUGUUCACUUUUAUAUCCAGUCAAACGUGCUCAAGGUUAUUGAACCCCCUAAUCCUAUCCCCUGCCGUGGUAUUUCCUCUUGUGAAGCACUUUCACUAGGGCAAUGGCUUGAAAAAGUUCCUCAUAUCUCCAAUAAGGGUAAAUCUCACCUAGCCUAUACUAUUGCCAAGUCCGUCUGGCAAUAUUACAACUCGCCAUGGAUGAUGACACCCUGGACCCACGAGAGUAUUCAAUUAUUGAAUGAAGGAACUGGCCUGACAGGCCAGGGUAAACCACAUCCAUACCUGACGACAAAAUUGGCUCGAGCGAUUGUGAAGUCCAACGACUUUUAUCAUGCCAGUGAUCUCAUGCACCAAUAUCCACAUAUUCUUGCAUUGGGUAUCCUUCUCAUCGAAAUUGCGGUCAAGCAGCCCUUGACAGGUGAGGAGUGUCCUCACCCCUUGAGUGAAACUGUGAUCAAUGAUUACUAUACAUGGGCGUGGACAACAGCCCAUAGAAGCAAUUUGAAAGACACGGUGCAUUCUCUGUAUGAAGAGGCUGUUAAUAACUGUCUCAAUCCUGAGCUGUUUGGUGGCUAUUCAAUGCGGCAAUCUCGAGAGGUAGACGAAAUCAGAGCCCGACAGAAUGCCCUCUAUGAGAAAAUUGUCGUCCCAUUGAAAAGAUUAUCCGACGCCUACCGAGAUGACUGGGAUAUCCAAAGACUUCCCUCGACGAACACAACUGAGGCAAUUUCUCACCAAGACAUCUCAAACAAAACUAUUACUGCCUCAGAGUCUCCCCUUCAGGCAGAUUUCACGGUUGCAAUAUUCUGUGCCUUGCCGCUAGAAGUCGAUGCAGUUAGCGCGCUUUUUGAUGGGUUCUGCCAAGACUCUACACUGUAUCAGAACGCGCCAGGAGACUCAAACACAUACACCCUUGGUCGAAUGGGUCGCCACCACGCCGUUUUGGUACACCUUCCAGGUAUGGGAAAGAUCGUUGCAUCCCAAGCUGCCUCUUCUAUACGAUCAACCUAUCCGAACAUCAAACUCGCUCUGGUGGUCGGAAUUUGUGGCGGCGUUCCAUAUAAGAACGGACACGAGGAGAUUAUUCUCGGGGAUAUAGUGGUCAGUGACGGGAUUGUCCAGCAUGAUUUUGGCAGAAGAGUUCCAGGGGCGUUUCUUCGCAAGACAUCUGCAACCGAUGAACUUGGUCGGCCUAACGUGGCGAUACGAGGUUUCCUUUCGAAAAUCAAGACGACGAUGGCACGGAAGCGAAUUGGUAGCAAUGUGGAGAAAUAUCUGAAAGCUGUCAAUCAGACCCUUGGCAAUGACACCGCCCGGUAUCCAGGGAUAGAGCAGGAUGAGCUCUUUCAGUCUACUUAUCGGCAUAAACAUCAUGACCCCGUUGCUUGCAUCAGCUGUGCCCACUCUACCAAUAGCACGGUCUGUGAUGAAGUGUUUGAUCUAUCGUGUCAUCAAUUGAAAUGCCACAAGGAUAAACUUGUUCGACGCAAGCGGCUUCAGACUGCACUUGCUCAAGGACAUACGCCUUCUCCCACUAUUCAUCUUGGUCUUAUCGCAUCUGGGGAUACAGUCAUGAAAUCUGGACAAGAUAGAGAUCUCAUCUCUAUGCAAGAUAAUGUGAUAGCUUUUGAAAUGGAGGGUGUAGGGGUCUGGGAUAGUCUACCCUGCGUGGUGGUCAAGGGGGUGCGGCCUGUAUGA
Molecule: messenger RNA, 2532 nt
Organism: Penicillium robsamsonii
Lineage: Eukaryota; Fungi; Ascomycota; Eurotiomycetes; Eurotiales; Aspergillaceae
Exons: 4
Coding region: 1-2532 (843 amino acids)
Biological process (GO): nucleoside metabolic process
Molecular function (GO): catalytic activity
Source: RefSeq, a predicted model, not a curated record